AUGCUCAGAAACCCGCUGAUUUUUAGAAAUGUCUUUGGUAGUUUGUAAGUUUUGUUUCUCAUUUUAUAAUAGCCGAUAUGUAUAUUAUUAUAGGUCAAAACCCAUCUACCGGCUUCAAUACCAUCUCUAUCUACCAAAAAGAACCUUUAGUUCAGAAGAGUUCGGAGAUGAAACAGUGGCAGAAGUCUUUGAAGAAGAUGUAGAACAACAAUAUCAACGCAAAACUCAACUGGAACACAUCCUCCUGAGGCCUGAUACCUACAUCGGAUCAGUGGAGUUUUGUGACAGAACGCUAAUGUGGAUAUAUGACAUGAAGGAGAAACGACUGGUCAAUAAACCGAUUAGUUUUGUACCUGGUUUGUACAAAAUAUUCGACGAAAUUCUGGUAAAUGCGGCUGAUAAUCGACGAAGAGAUAAGAGGAUGAACAAGAUCGAGGUGGAUAUUGAUAAGUAAGUCGAAAUAAGGCUAUUGAAGGCAUUUUUUUUACAAAACAUAAAAUGGCAAGAACUUUCUUUACAUAACAUACAAUGGCAAGAACUUUCUUUACAAAUUAAAAAAUGGCAACAACUUUCUUUACAAAACAAAAAAUGGCAAGAACUUUUUUUACAAAACGUAAAAUGGAAAGAGCUUUAUUAACAAAAAAUAAAAUUGCAAGAACUUUCUUUACAGAGACCGAAACCGAAUAUCAAUACUGAACAAUGGUCGAGGAGUACCAGUCGUAUGGCACAAAAAAGAAGAAAUGUAUAUCCCAGAGCUGAUCUUUGGCACCCUACUAACCUCUUCAAACUACGAUGACAAGGAAAGAAAGACGACUGGAGGAAGGAAUGGGUUUGGAGCGAAGUUGUGUAAUAUAUUCUCAAAGGAAUUCACUCUCGAAACGAGUUUUAUCGAGAAUGGCAAGAGUUUUCGGCAGGUAAGGGCUUAAUGCAGGGUAGGAUAGGGCAGGGCAAGAUAACGUAGAGUACGGUAGGAUAAGGUGGCUUAGGGUAAAGAGGGUUAAGGUAAGGAAGGGCUUGUCAUGGUUGUAGGAUAGAGCACAGUAGGGCAGGGUAAGGUUGGCUGCGCCAGGACAGAAUAGGAGUUUGUAGGAUAGGGUAAGGUAAUUUGGGGUAGGGAAAGGUAGGGUAGAGCAGGGUAGGUUACGGUUGGAUAGCGUAGGAUACGGUAGGAUAGGGUUUGGUAUGGUAGGAUAGGACAGGGUAGGGUAUGGUAUGGUAGGAUAGGGUAGCGUAGGGUUGUAGCUAAAACUUUUAAAUACAAGAUUGGCUAUUAUAAUAUUCCCCUUUAGAGCUGGACCAACAAUAUGACUCAAACAACCAGCCCAGAAAUCGAAGUGGCACGGUCGGAAGACUACACAAAAGUCACGUUUACUCCAGACCUACAAAAGUUUGGAAUGAAAGUUUUGGACGACGAAAUAAUUGGUCUUAUGGCAAGGCGAGCAUUGGACAUUUCAGCGACAACUAAGGGGGUUAAGGUCACUUUGAAUGGAGAGGUGUUGGCUGUAAGUUUGGGGAAGUAAUGAUGAGGCAUACCUAUUAGAUUUUUUUGAAAAAAUAGGUAAAGUUAUUGAAAAAAGUAUGUUGUUAUAGCAGGGACGUCGCUACGGAUUUUCUCUGGGGGGAGGUCGAAAAAAAAUUUUUCGUCCACAGGUAGGGUUUUUCAAAAAUUUUUUUUUCGUUUUUUCGCGUACAGGUACCUACCUGUGCAAUUUUUUUCGGAUCGGCUCUGGGGGAGGGGGUACCCCCCCCCCUCCCCCUCCUCCAAACGACGUCUUUGUGUUAUAGCUUUAUAUUGAUAAAAAGAGUCUAUCUUUGACAAUAUAAACCUAAAAUGGUUUAGAGUGCGAUUGUAUAACCUAAAAAUUUAUAUUAUUGUAGAUCAACACCUUCCACGACUAUAUGAAUCUUUUUUUCGAAGAUGAAUCCUCUAAAACCUCACUAAUAUACGAUCACAACAGACGAUGGCAAGUAGGUAUAGGGCUGUCGAACCGAGGUUUUCAACAAAUGUCAUUCGUGAACUCGGUUUGGACGGUCAGAGGCGGCAGGCAUGUUGACUAUGUCGUCGAACAGAUCGUCGACGCUCUAAUGGAAGAGUUAAAGCCCAAAAUGAAGCGAAAAGGUAUCCAACUGAAGGCACAUCAGAUCAAGAACAAUCUGUUUGUCUUUGUCAAUUCGCUUAUUGAGAACCCGGCUUUUGAUUCACAGACCAAGGAAACGCUGACUACAAAGCCUAAACUGUUCGGGUCGGAGUGGAAACUUGAGGAAAGAAUGAUCAAAAAGGUAUGAUUAGGUAGUAAAAUGGUAAAAUUGGGUAUUAAAAUGACUCUAAUGGUUUAUAAAUGUUAAUAGAAUUUCAAAUUUUCAGGUCUUAUCAGCCGGAAUCAUAGAAGCCUCAGCCAGUAUGGCCAAAAAGAAACAAAUGGAACGAUACGAAAAGGCCAAUGUUUAUGUUAGAACGGCGCAAAUCGAUGUGCCAAAACUAGUCGAUGCGAAUGAAGCUGGAACUUCAAGGUCAUCCAAAUGUACAUUAAUAUUGACUGAAGGUGAUUCGGCCAAAAGUUUGGCUAUAGCUGGGUUGAGUGCACUGGGACAGGACAAAUACGGAGUGUUCUCGUUGAGGGUAAGAUUUUUAGGUUGGGCUAGGGUGGUGAUUUAAAAGGUGGGUAAAAACGAGAGAGAAGGUAGGGAUAUUGGUAACUUAGGUUGCAGUAGGAUGUGGGUAGGGUAACGUGACAGGAUGUGGUAAUGGAGAGUAGGAUAGAGUAAGGUAGGGUGGUAUGGGCAGAGGUAUGCUUAUGGGUAGAGCAGCGCAGGCUAUGGCGGGUAGGGUAUGGGGAAUUGUAUGAGCAUGGGCGUGAACAGAGGCAUGUGCAUAGGUGUAGGUGUGGGCAUCAUGGGGUAGGAUAGAGCAGGAUAGUUUAAGGUAGGGUAGGGUACCAAAGCCUUCAAAAAACUAAUCAGCUGAUCUGUGUAUUUUACCCGUGUAGUAGGGCAAAAAUGUAAGGGAAAUAAAAAACGAGGAGUACUUGUAAAAUACGCUGUGCAAAUUCAGAGAUGGAAAAUCGAUUAAAUUUCAGGGAAAAAUGUUGAACGUUCGAAAGGGCCGCUAUCAGCAAGUGUUGGAGAAUUCGGAAGUCAAUGCUUUGAUCAAGAUAUUGGGAUUGGAAUAUAAAAGAACAUACGAGAGUGAAGAAGAAAGGGCCAACUUGAGAUAUGGCAAAAUUAUGAUCAUGACUGAUCAGGUAACUAAAAGUGGCUUUUAAUCUUUUUUUUUGGGCUUAACAUAGUACCAUUUUUUAUUUGGUACUAAUUAAGAGUACUGUUUUUUUGGUAUUAUUUAAUGGUUCUAUUUUUUAUUUGUUACUGUUUAAUAGUACUAUUUUCUAAUUGGUACUAGUUAUUGGUACUAUUUUUUACUUGUUAAUAACUAAUGGUACUAUUUGCCACUUGGUACCUAUUUAUGACAUAUUUUUUACUUUUGCUUGAGAUUUCUAGGCACUAUACCUACUAAAAUGUCAUAAAACUCGUAUUUUAGGACGAAGACGGAAGUCAUAUCAAAGGAUUGAUCAUCAACUUUAUUCAUCACAACUGGCCAGAACUUUUAAAACACAAUUUCAUUGAACAGUUCAUCACUCCGAUAGUUAAGGCAACGAAGGGAAAUGAAUCUACAGCAUUCUAUUCAAUGGCACAGUACUUACAAUGGCAGAAGAACACUGAGGAUUGGAACACUUACAAGAUUAAGUAUUACAAAGGUAGGGUAUUACCUAUUGAUGUGUUGUAAUGUGCUUUACUCUGCUUUGUUUUAUGCUAUUUUAUCCUACCCUGCCCUAGACAUGAGAAAUGGGCCGGGCCGGCCUUGAGCAGAAUUCCGAUCGGGCCGAGCUUAACAUUCAGGCCCGCAGGGUAGACAUGAGAAACGGGCCGGGCCGGCUCUGAGCAAAGUUUCGAUCGGGCCGGGCCUAACAUUCAGGCCUGGCCCGUUUCUCAUGUCUACCCUGCCCUACCCUGCCUUAUAUGAACUUUAUUUUUAGGUCUGGGCACAUCAACGUCGAAAGAAGCGAAAGAGUACUUUAACAACCUCGAACGUCAUCAAGUUCAAUUCGAGUAUUCAGGUCAAGAAGACGAUGCUAAUCUAGAGCUAGCCUUCUCUAAAGAUCGUGUUGAAGACCGCAAAACCUGGAUUACCGAGUAUAUGAACAAAAAGAAAUCGACCGAAACCCUGGAAGAGCCCGAAGAUGUCAUAUAUGACAUUAAUCAACGCUCACUCACCUUCUCCGAGUUUAUCAACAAAGAACUGAUAGUGUUUUCGAAUGCUGAUAACGUGAGGAACAUACCCAAUCUUAUUGAUGGUUUGAAACCGGUUCAAAGAAAGGUGAUCUUCACUUGUUUCAAGAGGUACGACAAGAAACAGUUGAGAGUGCAACAGUUGGCUAGUGCUGUGGGAGAACUGACUGCUUAUCAUCAUGGAGAUGUAAGUCUUGAAUUAAAUAAUACUAUAAUUUAGGUUGGUUAAAAUAGCUUAGGUUUUGUUACAGUAAAGCAGGGUAAGAUACCAUUUGUAUUGUAGGAUAGAGCAUGGCAGGGUAAGAUAUGUUAGGGCAUGGUAGAAGUAAUGUAGGGUUAUCUAGGGUAGGGUAGAAUAACACACGGCAGAAUACUGUAUUGUACGGUAGGACAAAGGAGUACAGCAAGGCAGGGUUACGUAGGUAGAAUAGUGUAGGGUAGGGUUGGGUAGGGUUAGGUAAGAUAAGGUAGGAUACGGUACGGUACGAUACGGUAGGGCAGGGUAGGUUAGAGUAGGGUAAGGUAAGGUAGGGUAGGGUCUUUUUAAUUCAGUAGUAGGGCAGAUAGGGUAAAGUAGAGUCAGGUGGGAAAAGACAGGGUAAGAUGUAGUAAGUAAUGUCUACACUGGAAACAUUACUUACUACGACAAGAUACGAAGUUUUUAACAAUUUUUAAAUUUUCAGAAAGCUCUGUUAGAAGCGAUAAUAGGAAUGGCCCAAAACUUUGUUGGUUCGAAUAAUAUCAAUUUACUGGUACCACAUGGUCAGUUUGGUACUCGACUUGAAGGAGGAAAGGAUUCAGCUUCAGCACGGUACUUAUAUACACAAUUGAGUCCAAUAACAAGAUAUAUCUUUCCUCAAAUCGAUGAUCAACUCUUGAGGGUAGGUAAAAUACAAUAAUAUGCAUCAUUUGUUUAAAUUUCAAAAAUUUUUUAAUUUUUUUAAAAAAAUUUUGUAAAUUAAAAAAUUAUAAAAUUUACAAUUUCUAGCCAAAAUUCGAUCUGGACGAAAAAGUGGAACCCAUAUGGUACGUACCAAUUGUACCAGUAGCUCUGAUCAAUGGCGUAAUGGGCGUUGGUACUGGCUGGUGCUCCAAAAUUCCAAAUUUUAAACCUGAGGAUGUGGUCAAGAAUAUCAAACGUUUGAUCAAAAGCAAGCCAAUGGUACCGAUGGAGCCGUGGUUUAAAAACUUUAAAGGUACCAUGUUCAAGCUGAAUGAUCGAAGGUACUUGUCGUAUGGAGAGAUAAUUAAGAUUAAUAAUAGCUGUGUGGAAAUCACUGAGCUACCAAUCAAGGUGUGGACUCAGCAUUAUAAGGAGCAGGUGAGUUGUGGAAUUGUGUUUUAGAAAUGGUACUAUAUAAUGAAAAUUGGGGCUUUGAUGCUAUGGUGAGGUUUUAGUGUAGUUAGUAGUAUAGGGUUCAAAAUGGGGUUUUGGUACUAUAAAUGAUAUAGUACUCAAAAAUGGUAUUAUAUUAUUUUUAUUAUGAAAUUUGGUUUGUGGUACUAUGAUGGUUCUAUAGGGCUAAAGUUGGUACUGUAGGAAAUAUGCUAUAGAUAGUAUUUGAUCUAUAUACUGUAGAGCUUAGAAAUGAUACAGAUGGGCAUGUAGUACUUAUUAUUGGUAUUAUAACUAAUAUAGUACUUGAAAUUGGUACUAUAAGUAAUAUGUGGCUGUAUAUUGGUAUUUCAAGCAAUAUAGGGCUUAAAAUAUGUGUUUUAGUUACUAUAGUGCACUAGAAUUGUGUGGCCGUAAAUUUUUUGUACAAAUGGCAGCUUGUAUAGUACUAGCGGGAUUACUUUGCAUACUUGUAGGUGAUAUACAAUUAAUAGAACUUACUCUUAGUAUUUGUACGCACCAUAGCACUAUAGUACUAAUAGGAACUACUCUUAGUACUGGUACGUGGUGUAGUACUAACAGAACUUACUCUUUGUACAUGUAGUUUACUGUAAUACUAUCAUUUUCUCUGUACUUCGUUUUGUACUAAGUAAAAUACAAAUUAAUUUGCGACUUAAUAUAUGUUUCAGGUCCUAGAACAAAUGCUCAAAGACAAUAUAAUCGAGUCCUUCAAAGAGUAUCACACCGAGAGCACGGUCAAGUUUGUCGUCAGGAUGAAUACCAAAAAGCUGUUCAAAGCACGAAAAAUUGGCCUUCACAAAGUCUUCCGUCUACGAUCCAUGAUGUCAUUAAACACCAUGGUACUAUUCGAUGUGGAGAAUCGAAUCCGAUUCUACGAUUCGCCAGAAGAAAUCCUAAAAGAGUUCUUUGAAGUCAGAAAGCAGUACUACAUCAAGAGGAGGAAGUUUGUGAGAGAAAUGAUCGAAGCCGAGGUUAAAAAAGGUGGAAUUUCAAUUGAAAUUCAUGAAAAUGAGACUGAAUGA
Bursaphelenchus okinawaensis is the source of this 6663-nucleotide messenger RNA. The record is from the annotation of a GenBank genome assembly. Lineage: Eukaryota; Metazoa; Nematoda; Chromadorea; Rhabditida; Aphelenchoididae.